UUUUUCAUUGCAUCCAUUUUUGUGCAUUUAAGAAAUCUCCAAGAAUUAUAAACCUGGAGGAAAGCGAGAAAGAGAGUGUGGGGCAAGGACUCGAAAGAAAAACUAACAAACAAGGAAAGAGGCGACGUCUUUAUUUCAAAAUGCGAGCAAACCCAUUCUAAAGGAUGACCGCGAUGGGUUAGACAGGAUUUAACAUGAUUGCAAAAUAAAAGCAAUUGUGUGUAGCGAUGUCAGCUCCACUCGGGCCCCGGGGCCCAGGCGCCCCCCCGCCGACUGGAGCCCUACCCGACCUGCCGGACCUCAGCCACCUCACCGAGGAUGAGAGGAAGAUCAUCCUGGGCGUCAUGGACCGACAGAAAAAGGAAGAUGAGAAGGAACAGUCAAUGCUAAAGGUCAAAGAAGAACAAAAGCCUCAGCCGGCACAGUGGUUUAGUCCCUUUAGUGGGAUCACUGAGCUGGUAAAUAACGUUCUGCAACCGCAGCAAAUGUCCCAAAAUGAGAAGGAGCCUGAGCCUGAGCCUGAGCCUGAGACGAAGCUGCACCAGCAGUUUGAGAGCUACAAGGACCAGGUGAAGAAGAUGGGGGACGAUACGACCCCGCAGACGGGGACGACAGGAGAACCCCAGAAGAACCCCAAUGACUCUCCUACCUGCGGGAUUUGCCACAAAACCAAAUUCGCUGACGGCUGCGGCCACCUCUGUUCAUAUUGCCAAACGAAAUUCUGUGCUCGGUGUGGAGGACGAGUGUCUCUGCGGUCAAAUAAGGUUAUGUGGGUAUGCAACUUGUGCCGAAAACAACAAGAAAUCCUAACCAAGUCGGGGGCGUGGUUCUACAGUGGCGCCGCAGGGCCACGGGGCGGGUCUGAGGGCCCCAGGGGUCGACGUCACGAGGAGGCCCCCCAGGAGAAGAAGGCCAAACUGCAGCAGGAUCUCCUCUACCAGGGGCCCCCGGGGGACGUAUCAGCAGACAGAAGCAGACCUCCCGGACUCCCCAGACAAGGCUCCCUCAACAACGGCUCAGGGCUGAGGCUCUCAGGUCCAGGACAGGACAUAGACAGGAAACGAAGCCCAUCAGCAUCCAGGGAUCCAAACCAAAGAUACGACCAAAGGGAGGAGCGGGGUCAGUAUGCCCUGGGGGACGGCACCAUGCCCAGAUCACCGUCCGACUACGGGGAUGGGGACCCUCGGCGUGGGGCCCCACGGAGGUACCAAGACGCUGAGGCGGCGCGGGGGGAGUACCGUGGUGGGCGUGGCCGCUGGCGCUCCCAUGAGGACUACCCUCUGGACCAGGACGGGCCCUACCCUCUAGACGGGCCCUACCCUCUAGACGGGCAGCCCAAUGAGUACGAGCUGCAGCGCCAGCGCCAGGAGGAGUACCAGACACGCUACCGCUCCGACCCCAACCUGGCCCGUUACCCCGUCAAGCCCCAGCCCUACGAGGAGCAGAUGAGGAUGCAUGCUGAGGUGGGCCGGGCCAGGCACGAGAGGCGCCACAGUGAUGUGUCUCUGGCCUACACGGAGCAGGAUGAGCCCCAGGGACCAAUCCGCCUGUCCAGACAGCACCUGACCGAGCGCCGGCCGCCCAUGGUGGGCCAACGCUCCUACUCCAUGGACAGAAACUCCCCCACUCCUGGAGGCCACCCCCGGACCUCCAACCACAGCCCCCCCACCCCACACCGCAGCCCCGUGCUGGGGGACAGGUCAGGGGACAUGAGGCGGGGGCCAGGGGAGCCAAUAGGGUUCAGGGGUCAUGAUUAUCUGGACCCCAGCUCUGCAGUCAGGAAGACCAAGAGGGAGAAGAUGGACACCAUGUUGAGGAAUGACUCUCUGAGCUCUGACCAGUCCGAGUCCAUCAGGCCGCCGCCACCAAAGCCCCACAAAACCAAAAAGGGGGGUAAGAUGCGGCAAGUGUCCCUGAGCAGCUCGGAGGAGGAACUGGCCACCACGCCGGAGUACACCAGCUGUGAGGACGUGGAGAUAGAGAGUGAGUCUGUCAGUGAGAAAGGGGACAGUCAAAGGGGGAAAAGAAAAACUAUUGAGCAGGCAUUUUUGUCCGACUCAACACACAACACCUUAUCUGAGAGGCAAAAGAAAAUGGUUCGCUUUGGGGGCCACUCAUUGGAAGAGGACGCAGAAUGGUGCGAACCCCAGGUUAAAGACUCUGGCGUUGACACAUGCAGUAGCACUACCCUAAACGAGGACAAUCAGCAUAGCCAUAGUGAGAAGCAUCCAGUUACAUGGCAGCCCUCCAAAGAUGGGGAGCGCCUAAUGGGGCGGAUUCUGCUCAACAAGCGGAUGAAGGAUGGAAGUGUACCUCGAGACUCAGGAGCACUGCUGGGACUGAAGGUGGUGGGUGGAAAGAUGACAGAAUCUGGUAGACUUUGUGCUUUCAUCACUAAAGUGAGGAAAGGAAGUCUAGCGGAUACUGUUGGACACCUCAGACCAGGCGACCAGGUGCUGGAGUGGAACGGAAGGUUUUUACAAGGAGCCACAUUUAAAGAAGUUUACAAUAUCAUUCUAGAAUCAAAGCCAGAACCCCAGGUGGAACUGGUGGUCUCAAGGCCCAUAGGAGAUAUUCCUCGGAUACCAGACAGCACACAUGCACAACUGGAAUCAAGUUCGAGUUCCUUUGAGUCUCAGAAGAUGGAUCGCCCUUCUAUCUCUGUCACGUCUCCCAUGAGCCCCGGGAUGCUGCGGGACGCCCCUCAGUACCUGUCAGGACAGCUCUCAAGCCAAAGCCUUAGUAGAAGAACAGCGCCUUUUGUCCCUAGGGUCCAGGUCAAACUGUGGUAUGACAAAGUGGGCCAUCAGCUAAUAGUCACCAUCCUGGGAGCCAAGGACCUGCCUUCUCGGGAAGAUGGCCGCCCCAGGAACCCUUACGUCAAAAUCUACUUCCUCCCUGACAGAAGCGACAAAAGCAAGAGGAGAACAAAAACGGUAAAGAAAUCCUUAGAGCCCAAAUGGAACCAGACCUUUAUGUAUUCUCCUGUGCACCGGCGGGAGUUCCGUGAGCGCAUGUUGGAGAUCACCCUGUGGGACCAGGCCAGGGUCAGGGAGGAGGAAAGCCAGUUCCUGGGAGAGAUACUGAUAGAGCUGGAGACAGCCCUGCUGGAUGAUGAGCCUCACUGGUACAAGCUGCAGACCCACGACGUGUCCUCCAUGCCCCUCCCCCGCGCCUCACCCAACCCCCAGCGCAGACAGCUCCACGGAGAGAGCCCCACGAGGAGGCUACCCAUACAGAACAAGGGGCCAUAUUCGUACAAUUCAGGAUCUCAGAGAAUCAGUGACAGUGAGAUCUCUGACUAUGACUGUGAAGACGGUGUUGGUGUAGUGUCAGACUACCGGCAGAACGGCAGGGACCUACAUAGUUCCACGUUGUCUGUCCCCGAGCAGGCGAUGUCAUCCAACCACUGCUCGCGGUCGGCAGACAUGAACCGGGCGCGGUCACGGUCCCCCAGUGUCCCCCCUCCACAGAGCAGAAGCCUGGACCCCGGCUAUGACAUUGACCCCGCCUCGUCUCAGUACAGCUCCUCCAGUAGAGUGGACCGGCGCAGUGUGUCCGAUGACCACCACUCACCUGACAGGAACCACGGAGCCGUUGACAGGCAUGUGUAUCACAGCAGGUCCAGGUCAGCUGACCAGCGUCCCGCGCUAGAGCGCACCACCACGGAGCGGCCCGACUCCGCCCUCAUGAGGUCCAUGCCGUCUUUACCCUCCGGACGCUCCGCCCCUCCCUCACCUGCCUUAACGAGGGCGAACCCCCGCAGUGGAUCGGCUCAAACCAGCCCUACCAGUACCCCCAUGUCUGACAGGAGAGGAGGUCGGCAACUACCACAGCUUCCACCCACAGGGACCAAGGGCAGAAGUGCUAUAGAUGUGGAGGAGAGGACCAGACAGAUGAAGCUGAAGGUGAACAAGUUCAAGCAGGGGGCCGGGUGCGACUCCAGACUGGAACAGGACUACAACAAGAGGAGGGAUGGUCAGCGGGGUUCAGACAACAUGUCAGCCAAGUCUUCGGACAGUGAUGUAAGCGACGUGUCCGCUGUGUCGAGAACCAGUAGUGCCUCUCGGUUCAGCAGCACGAGCUACAUGUCUGUCCAAUCAGAACGGCCGCGAGGAAAGCAGAAGAUCAGUGACUUUACGUCCAAAAUGAAAAACAGGCAGUUGGGCACGUCGUCAGGGAGUAUGAACAUGACCAAGAGCACAAGCAUCGGUGGAGACAUGUGCAACCUGGAGAAGACGGACGGCAGCCAAUCGGACACAGGCGUGGGCAUGGUAGGCGGGGACGGGGACGGGGACAAGAAGAGACGCUCCAGUAUUGGUGCCAAAAUGGCGGCAGUGGUUGGCCUCUCGCGGAAAAGCAGGAGUACCUCUCAGCUCAGCCAAACAGAAGCUGGUGGGAAGAAGCUUCGCAGCACCGUGCAGAGGAGCACAGAGACGGGCUUGGCCGUAGAGAUGAGGAGCAGGAUGACUCGGCAGGCCAGCAGGGAGUCCACCGACGGCAGCAUGAACAGCUACAGCUCCGAGGGAAACCUGAUCUUCCCUGGUGUGAGACUGUCCUCCGACGCCCAGUUCUCUGACUUCCUGGAUGGACUAGGCCCAGCCCAGCUGGUUGGACGACAGACGCUAGCUACACCACCCAUGGGUGACAUCCAGAUUGGAAUCGUAGACAAGAAAGGAGCUCUGGAGGUGGAAGUGAUCCGAGCCCGUGGCCUUGUGGGAAAACCAGGUUCCAAGGCACUGCCAGCACCAUAUGUAAAAGUGUAUCUUUUGGAAAACGGAGCCUGCAUAGCCAAAAAGAAAACAAAAGUAGCAAGAAAAACCUUGGAUCCCCUUUACCAGCAGCAACUGCCUUUCGAAGAGGCUCCUGGAGGGAAAGUUCUACAGAUCAUUGUAUGGGGAGACUACGGACGCAUGGACCAUAAAUCCUUUAUGGGAGCAGUUCAGAUACUUUUAGAUGAGCUGGACCUGUCUAACAUGGUGAUUGGUUGGUUCAAGCUCUUUCCUCCUUCCUCAUUGGUGGACCCUACCCUGGCCCCCUUGACAAGAAGAGCUUCCCAAACGUCAUUGGAUAGCCGGUCAUAGCAGUGUGUGGACUGAUAGCAUUGUUGUAGCAGCACCCAGUGUUGAGGUUGAACAUGCUGCGACAGACAGGUCACGCCCCCCGGUUACACUGCAUGCUUGAUGUUGUGUCUUCUGAGCCUGUUUCUAGGGGUGCAAACGUGAUCCUGUGUUUUGACAAAAAUGUCGCACACAUUGUGCGUAGCGAGCGUCGCUCCCUCGGCCGUGUCUGAGCACCAGCUCGGAUUAGAAGGCCGUAACGGACUCCUUAGCACCAGGAAUUGUCUCUAAAUCGAGCGAUUCCAGGUUUUCAUCCAAUCUAAGCCAUGGGGGUCGGAACUGGGAACCCGCUCGAUGAGUUCUACAGAAGCCCUUUUCGAAUGAAAAAUACAUGUUUUUGUUUCUAAUUAUUUUGUUUGUUUUUUGUUUGUUUUAUUGUCGAUGUACUUGUAUACCUGAAGGGGUGACUGACAGUGUUGUCCUGUCCAGAAGCUUGGUCAUGCCACGCCAACAGACCUAGCUAGAUGUGUAAAUGGAACUAUGAGGAUCAUUGCAAUUGGAGAGGUGGGGUGUCCCAACUAAAGCUCAAACUCCGAAUAUGAGGCCCUAUUCAAAAUAGUAGUAGAUCACACCAGAGAGAGACAAUACUAAAGUUACUAAAGGCAAUACAGAAGUGGCUACUGUACUAUCGACACUCCAGAAUCUAUUGAUCAGAACCCACAACAAGAAUAACUUUUAUGACCUAACAUUAUUAUUUCUCUGUUGAUAUAUUGUAUGACAUUUAAAUGAAGAUUUAAAAUAAAAAAAAAGAUUUUUUUGCAUGGACAAAAAUUUAGCUGAAAAAAAAAGACCAUUAUUUUCUUGAGGCUGCGACUUGCAAAAAAAGAUGAAGAAAAACUAAUAAAACACAUCAGCCAUUUUCAACAAUUUAUAUUAUUUUUAAAUAUAAAUUUCACUAGUGCAUGGUUUUCAAAGGGGAGUGAAUGCAACAGCGUGAUAAAAAAAAGACACAUUGUUUAUCAUUCUUUAGACCAUCCAUUACAUAAGUCUGUGUUCGGCAGACAUACAGUAAGAGAAACUCAAAUAAAAACUUUUGGAGUUAUUUAACAAAAAAAAACUGUUUAUGUGACAAAGUGAUGAUGAAAAUAAAUGUAAAUUAUUUAUUUCAUUGUAAAGGUUUACAAACCUUAUAAAGAUAAACAUUAUGUGCAAAUUGUACACGUCUCUUUCUCUCCCUUGUCCCAGGGCAUCCCCCUGAUAUUGUCCAGAGUUUCAGGACUGUUGGUUCUUUUACAGCUCUGUAUCGUUUCAAUAUGUCUUUUUUGGCGAUUUGUUGAACAAGCAUGUUGAAAAGGAUUUUCUGCAACAUGGCUUGGGCACACCUUAAAGUAACUCAGCAUGUUUUGAUAAAGAGGAUGUUUGGGAGUUUUGCAGUUUCUUGUACAGUGCAUGUCAACUUCGUUACUUCCCCCCCCCCCCUCACCUUCAAUUGAAUUCUACAGAAAAUUCAUUAGUUACUUUCAUGGCCAAACUAUUAAAACGUUUUAACAAAACAUUCCACUAACCCCUAGAUCAUAUUUUAUUUCCACUUUUUCAAAAAGAAUGACAAGGGAAAAUAUUUUAUAUUCAUUGGAGGUUGACAAAAAAAGUUAUGGUUGCGAGUGUAUUUUAUUUCAGUAUUGUUAACUAACAUGCAAAAAUAAUCUGUAUUGGUACAGCAAGAAGGAUAUUUAUAUCCAAGCAAGAUGCGGCAAACAUACAACUUAUGUACUGUAUAUCGCUGUGUAGUUCAGGCACUGUUUCUGAGGACCAGUAAAAACACAAGGUCAAACAACAUGGGAUGUUGCCACACUAUAUGAAUUUAGUUUUUUUUGUUUUUGUGAAAAUAUUAUUAAUUUCAUAUAUUUUUAUUUGUUUAUUUAUAAGCCAAGACCAGUUUAUUUUUUAUUUUUAGUAAUUGUAAAUGCUUCUUGUGUAUGGGAGGUAUAUGAAUCUUACAGUUAUGUCUGAAUGAAAAUAAACUGAGACGUUAUUCCUUUUCCAUGUUAAACCAAUACAUUCUAAUGUCCAUCCGAUAUCUUGUCACUAUAACAAGCUAUAUACUUUCGUUUUUGAUUUACAUUGUACAUAUGAGAAAUUUGAAUAAAACAAGCAAACACAAAUAGAUGACAAUAUUUUGGAAUAGGAAUAAUGUCUCACAUGAUGACAAAGACAUGUUAUUUACCCUUUUGAAUGCCUUUUCUUUCUUUUGUUUUGGUGCAAUGUGUUUAUGCCAAGGCUAUGUCUUGGUGAAGUAUGGUUGAGUACAGAGAUUUAUGUAAGUUAUUUUUCAAAUAAAAAAUGGAUAUUACACUGA
Messenger RNA from Oncorhynchus keta (chum salmon), 7416 nucleotides. RefSeq names its product regulating synaptic membrane exocytosis protein 2-like. The coding region runs from base 228 to 5084 and encodes 1618 amino acids. Lineage: Eukaryota; Metazoa; Chordata; Actinopteri; Salmoniformes; Salmonidae. Gene Ontology annotation, cellular component: cytoskeleton of presynaptic active zone; presynaptic membrane. The record is from RefSeq and is a predicted model, not a curated record. The transcript is spliced from 31 exons. Gene Ontology annotation, biological process: intracellular protein transport; regulation of membrane potential; regulation of synaptic plasticity. Gene Ontology annotation, molecular function: small GTPase binding; transmembrane transporter binding.